Molecule: messenger RNA, 761 nt
Organism: Chionomys nivalis (European snow vole)
Lineage: Eukaryota; Metazoa; Chordata; Mammalia; Rodentia; Cricetidae
Gene: Mrps14
Product: mitochondrial ribosomal protein S14
Exons: 3
Coding region: 82-468 (128 amino acids)
Biological process (GO): translation
Cellular component (GO): ribosome; mitochondrial small ribosomal subunit
Molecular function (GO): structural constituent of ribosome
Source: RefSeq, a predicted model, not a curated record
UUUGAGGCACAGGCUCCACCCCUCGUCCAAUCUGUUUCCGGCGUCGGUACGCGGCGGUGGUUGGCUGGCGAGUCGGGCAACAUGGCGGCGUCCGUGCUGGGCUCGCUGCUGCGGACUUUCCGGCAGGUAAUUCCUUCAUCAGCAUCAAGUCAAGUUCGAAGUUACUAUGUAGACUGGAAAAUGUUGCGUGAUGUGAAGAGACGGAAAAUGGCUUAUGAAUAUGCAGAUGAGAGGCUUCGGAUCAAUUCGCUCAGAAAGAACACCAUUUUGCCUAAAGACCUUCAGGAAAUAGCUAGUGAAGAGAUUGCUGCCCUUCCACGGGAUAGCUGUCCUGUGAGAAUCAGAAAUCGGUGUGUUAUGACAUCCCGUCCACGUGGUGUAAAGCGUCGCUGGAGGCUUAGUCGCAUUGUCUUCCGCCACUUAGCUGACCAUGGGCUACUUUCUGGAGUUCAGCGAGCAAUAUGGUAAAUCAGUUUCAGAGCCUACUCAGCUGCCCAGGAAGCCAAUCCUGGCAAAAGAGACUUUACUAAUAGACUAAACCCUAGUUUUUAUAGGGUCUAAUAUAUUUAACCUACCUGAUACUGUCUACAGUUAAAUUACUUUUAGAUUUUUAAAUGAAGAAAUGUGAUUUCUGUCAUUGAAACAUCUUUCCUCUUAACUUUACAAUAGGCAUAUUACUCCCAUACAAGGCAUAAGAGUGAAAUAAAAAUAUUUUCUGCAGAAGUAUUUUGUUUUCCUUCAAGUUUGACGUUUAGUAACAA